AAGUGCUUCCGGGGCCGCGGCGGCGGGGCCGAAAGCAGCUUGGCGGGAUGAGCGGGGCGCGCGGCGGAGCGGCGCGGACGCUGCGGGUGCCGGGCCGUCACGGCUACGCGGCCGAGUUCUCCCCGUACCUGCCGGGUCGCCUGGCCUGCGCCACCGCGCAGCACUACGGCAUCGCGGGCUGUGGAACCUUACUUGUUUUGGAUCAGGAUGAAUCUGGGCUUAGGGUUUUUCGAAGCUUUGACUGGAACGACGGUUUGUUUGACGUGACCUGGAGCGAGAACAAUGAACAUGUCCUUGUCACCUGCAGUGGCGACGGCUCGCUGCAGCUCUGGGAUACCGCCAAAGCCGCCGGGCCCCUGCAGGUCUACCGAGAGCACAGCCAGGAGGUGUAUAGUGUUGAUUGGAGCCAAACCAGAGGUGAACAGCUUGUGGUGUCUGGCUCAUGGGAUCAGUCUGUCAAAGUGUGGGACCCAACUAUUGGAAAGUCUCUGUGCACCUUUAGAGGCCACGAGAGUGUCAUUUAUAGCACAAUCUGGUCUCCCCACAUCCCUGGUUGUUUUGCUUCAGCCUCAGGUGACCAGACUCUCAGAAUUUGGGAUGUGAAGACAACGGGAGUCAGAGUUGUGAUUCCAGCCCAUCAGGCAGAAGUUUUGAGCUGUGACUGGUGUAAAUACAAUGAGAAUUUGCUGGUAACAGGGGCGGUUGAUUGUAGUUUGAGAGGCUGGGACUUAAGAAAUGUACGACAACCAGUGUUUGAGCUUCUGGGUCACACCUAUGCCAUUAGGAGAGUGAAAUUUUCACCAUUUCACGCUUCAGUACUGGCCUCUUGCUCUUAUGACUUUACUGUAAGAUUCUGGAACUUUUCAAGGCCUGAUCCUCUUCUUGAAACAGUGGAGCAUCAUACAGAAUUCACCUGUGGUUUAGAUUUAAGUCUUCAAAGCCCUACUCAGGUGGCUGACUGUUCUUGGGAUGAAACAAUAAAGAUAUAUGAUCCUGCUUGUCUUGCUGCUCCUGCUUGAGAUCUACGAUGGUCAGAAACGGAGGAAGCUGUGUGAAGAACAGCUUAACAGCAAAUAAAUUAACUAUUGCAGGCACAGCUGUUACGCUUUUACAUGUGCUAUUUCAGAUUUCAACUUUUUCAGAUUUACCCUGGAAUGCAUUUUAAGGCAGCUGACACAGACUUUGGCUCAUCCAGGCCUGGUACAUAAGCCAUAUUUCUAAAAUUUCUAAGAACUAAUUAAUGUCAUAAUGUCUAUUAAAAUGUAAUCUCUGUUGUAAAAUGGACUAAAGUAUGGGAGAUCAGUAGAUUAUAUUGAUAGUGAUAUAUUUCAUUCUUAAUUUAUGUCACUUCUGAUGUAAAAUAUAAUCACUGCUGUUGAUAAAAUCAAAAUAAACUACAUCUCUUGAUCAUUUA
Lepus europaeus (European hare) is the source of this 1414-nucleotide messenger RNA. It is a transcript of the gene PEX7, whose product is annotated as peroxisomal biogenesis factor 7. Gene Ontology annotation, biological process: protein import into peroxisome matrix. The coding region runs from base 48 to 1019 and encodes 323 amino acids. Lineage: Eukaryota; Metazoa; Chordata; Mammalia; Lagomorpha; Leporidae. The transcript is spliced from 10 exons. Gene Ontology annotation, molecular function: protein binding. Gene Ontology annotation, cellular component: cytosol; peroxisomal matrix. The record is from RefSeq and is a predicted model, not a curated record.